Messenger RNA from Nannospalax galili (Upper Galilee mountains blind mole rat), 3909 nucleotides. RefSeq names its product family with sequence similarity 184 member A (gene Fam184a). Lineage: Eukaryota; Metazoa; Chordata; Mammalia; Rodentia; Spalacidae. The record is from RefSeq and is a predicted model, not a curated record. Bases 212 to 3643 code for a protein of 1143 amino acids. The transcript has 18 exons.
GUUGCGAGCGGGAAGCCACAGCGCCGUCGCCCCACGCUCGCCUUCGGGCAGAGGACGCGAGGGUCGCAGGCGGACGCGCGCGGGCCGGCGAGUCGGGACUCGCCCCCCCCCCGCCUCCCCUCCCCCGGACCGUCGCCUUCCCCGCGUGGUUGCGGCGCCGGCCUCACCCCGCACGCGGGGACGGGUGCCCCGGCCGGGGUCUGCCGGGAAGAUGGCGACCCCGGGCAUGAGCUGGCAGCAGCACUAUUACGGCGGCUCCGCGGCUGGGGCGGCCAAAUUCGCGCCCUCGGCGGCCGGCGCGCAGCUGACCGGGCACAGCCUGGACUACAGCCACGACAUGCACCUGAAGAUGAGCAAGAAGAUCGCCCAGCUCACCAAGGUAAUAUAUGCUUUGAACACUAAAAAUGAUGAACAUGAAUCUGCAAUUCAAGCCCUCAAAGAUGCUCACGAAGAAGAAAUCCAACAAAUUCUUGCAGAAACAAGAGAAAAAAUACUGCAAUAUAAGAGCAAAGUAACAGAAGAGUCAGACCUUCGGAGAAAGAUUCAAGUUCUAGAAGCAUCUUUGGAAGAUCACAUAAAAAUGAAGCAGCAAGCAUUGACAGAAUUUGAAGCUUAUAAGCACAGAGUUGAGGACAUGCAACUUUGUGCAGAAGCCCAGCACGUCCAGCGAAUAGUAACUAUGUCCCGAGAAGUGGAAGAGAUCAGAAGGAAAUUCGAAGAGAGACUACAGAGCUUUGGACAGCUCCAGGUACAGUUUGAAGAAGACAGACGAUCGGCCUUGGAAGAUUUGAAAGCAGCUCACAAACGAGAAGUCCACGAGCUAUUGAAGUCGCAGCAGGACCACAGUGCCUUAGUGAACAAAGGACAGGAGAAAACAGAGGAGCUGCAUAGGGUGGAGGUGGAGGCCUUAAACAGCACCCUUGAAGAGCUGAGACUUGAAAAGAAAAGGCUCAUUGAGGACUAUGAAGGCAAGUUGAAUAAAGCUCAGACAUUUUAUGAGCGUGAGCUUGAUAAUUUGAAAAGGUCACAACUUUUCACAGCUGAAAGCCUGCAGGCUAGCAGGGAGAAGGAAGCUGAUCUUCGCAAAGAAUUUCAGGGACAAGAAGCAGUUUUACGGAAAACCAUAGGAAAAUUAAAAACUGAGCUACAGAUGGUGCAGGAUGAAGCUGGCAGUCUUCUUGACAAAUGCCAAAAGCUGCAGAUGGCUCUCGCUGCAGCAGAGAACAAUGCACAGGUUCUUCAGAAACAGCUUGAUGAUGCCAAGGAAGGAGAAAUGGCCUUAUUAAGCAAACACAAAGAAGUGGAGAGUGAGCUAGCAGCUGCCCGAGAACGUUUACAACAACAAGCUUCAGAUCUUGUCCUCAAAGCUAGUCAUAUUGGAAUGCUUCAAGCAACUCAAAUGACCCAGGAAGUUACAAUUAAAGAUUUGGAAUAUGAAAAAUCCAGGGCCAGUGAAAGAUUAUGUCAACUUGAAGAGGAAAGAGCUUUUUUGCAAAGCAGAACACAGAAUCUGGAUGAAGAACAGAAGCAGCAGCUCCUGGAACUAGAGAAGAAAGUAAAUGAAGCAAAGAGAACCCAGCAAGAAUAUUAUGAGAUGGAGCUUAAAAACCUGCAAAAUAGAUUGGAAGGGGAGGUGACCCAAUUAAACGAGGCCCAUGCUAAGACCUUGGAAGAAUUAGCCCGGAAGCACCACAUGGCGAUGGAGGCUGUCCACAGCAGUGCAAGUAGAGAUAAGAAAAAGCUGCAGAUGGAAUUGGAAGAACAUUAUAAAAUGGAGAAACUAAAUCUGGAAGAGGAUAAAAAUCAACUUCAACUAGAGCUAGACAACCUAAAGCAAGUGCUGGAAGACAAGCUGACUUCAGCCAAUCAGGAGAUUGGCCGCCUCCAAGAUCUGGUAAGGAAAAGUGAACAGGGUCUUGGUUCUGCUGAAGGACUCAUUGCCAGUCUUCAGGACUCCCAGGAGAGGCUUCAGAGUGAGCUGGACCUGACAAAAAGCAGGCUAAAGGAGACCAAGGACGCCCUAUUAAAUGUUGAGGCUGAGCUGAAACAAGAGAGGCGCCAGCAUGAAGAAAUACUUGCUUCCAUGAAGGAAGAAGAGAAGCUCAGGCUGGACAGAGUGGCCCACGACCUAGAGAUAAAGUGGACUGAAAAUCUUAGACACGAGUGUUCUAAACUUCGCCAAGAGUUAAGACUUCAACAUGAAGAGGAUAAAAAAUCAGUAAUGUCUCAACUAUUGCAGCUGAAAGAACGAGAGAAAAACGCAGCCAGAGAUUCAUGGCAGAAGAAAGUCGACGAUCUCUUAAACCAGAUAUCCCUGCUGAAGCAGAAUCUGGAGACACAGCUUUCCCAGUCUCAGACGUCUUUGCAACAGCUGCAAGCCCAGUUUACACAAGAGCGGCAGCGGCUUACACAAGAGCUAGAAGAACUGGAGGAACAGCAUCAGCAAAGGCAUAAAUCCCUGAAAGAAGCUCACGUCCUGGCAUUUCAAACCAUGGAAGAAGAAAAGGAAAAGGAACAGAGGGCUCUUGAAAAUCAUUUACAGCAGAAACAUUCUGCAGAACUCCAGUCACUGAAAGACGCGCACCGAGAGUCAAUGGAGGGCUUCCGAGUCGAGAUGGAGCAGGAGCUUCAGACUCUUCGCUUUGAAUUAGAAGAUGAAGGAAAGGCUAUGCUUGCUUCUUUACGCUCUGAACUAAACCAUCAACAUGCAGCUGCAAUUGAUUUGUUACGGCAUAAUCACCAUCAAGAACUGGCUGCUGCCAAGAUGGAAUUGGAGAGAAGCAUAGACAUCAGUCGAAGGCAGGGUAAGGAGCAUAUGUGUAGAAUAACAGAUCUGCAAGAGGAAUUAAGGCACCGAGAACGUCACAUCUCUGACUUGGAUAAGGAAAUACAACACCUUCAUGAGAACAUAAGUGCCCUAACAAAAGAAUUGGAACUUAAGGGGAAAGAAAUUCUUAGAAUACGAAGUGAAUCUAACCAUCAGAUGAGGUUGCAUGAACAAGAUUUAAACAAGAGACUUGAAAAAGAGCUGGAUGUCAUGACAGCAGACCAUCUCAGAGAGAAAAAUAUCAUGCGGGCAGAUUUUAAUAAGACUAAUGAGCUACUCAAGGAAAUAAAUGCAGCUUUACAAAUGUCACUAGAAGAAAUGGAAGAAAAAUAUCAAAUGAGAGAGUCGAAGCCAGAAGAUAUACAGCUGAUUGCAGAAUUAAAAACCAUGCUUACAGAGAGAGACCAGGUCAUAAAGAAGCUAAUUGAGGAUAAUAAAUUUUAUCAGCUGGAAUUAGUCAAUCGAGAAACUAACUUCAACAAAAUAUUUAACACAAGUCCUACUGUUGGUGUUAUUAACCCAUUGACUAAGCAAAAGAAGAAGAAUGAUAAGUCACCAACAAACAGGUUUGUGAGUGUUCCCAAUCUAAGUGCUCUGGAAUCCAGUGGAAUGGGCAAUGGACAUCCUAACCGCCUGGAUCCCAUUCCUAAUUCUCCAGUCCACGAUAUUGAGUUCAACAGCAGCAAACCACUUCCACAGCCAAUACCACCCAAAGAGCCCAAGGCAUUUUUGAGUCCUCCUCAGAGUGAAGCUUCCCCGGUGGCUUCUCCAGAUCCCCAGCGCCAGGAGUGGUUUGCCCGGUACUUCACAUUCUGAAAGAAUUGUGCUGGCACAGCUUUGUGUGGACUGUUACUAAGAGCAUGACUGUAUACAAAUUAUUAUGUGGACAUCCUUUGCUAUGUAAAACACUGUGAAUGAGAAAGUAUUUGUCUCUCCAAUUUGAAAAUGCACUGUAUUUCCUGUGACAUUUAUUGGAAUCACUCUAUAAGAUACUCUAUUAUGUGUGUAAUUAUAACAAUUAUUUUUAUUUGAGAUGGAAGCCUUUAAUCUUUGUAAUUACUGCAUAAUAAAUUUUGUUAGAA